UCUCCACCAGGAAAAGUAAAGGAUGCAGUGAAGGCUGCCAUUGACAUUGGAUACCGCCACUUUGACUGUGCCUACGUGUACCAGAAUGAGAAUGAAGUAGGGGAUGGGAUCCAGCAAAAAAUCAAAGAAGGGGUUGUGAAACGAGAGGACCUCUUUGUCGUCAGUAAGCUGUGGUCCACAUUCCAUGAGAAAUCUCUGGUGAAGGGAGCAUGCCAGAAAACUCUUGAUGCAUUAAAACUGAAUUACCUGGAUCUGUAUCUGCAUAUUACUUGCAGAAGUAAAAGGAGAAUUGCUAUGGAAGAGCUGGUGGAUGCAGGACUGGUGAAAGCCAUUGGAAUCUCCAACUUUAACCAUGAACAGAUCGAGAGAAUCUUGAACAAGCCUGGGUUAAAAUACAGGCCUGCCAACAACCAGGUAAGCUGCUUAAAGGCAACAGCUCGAUGUCUCCGAGAUCAUGAGGAUCUGCUCAUGUCAGUUCUUUUACAGUGGGGAGGUAGGGAGCGGGCAGAGAGUAGGCACAGAAUGCAUUUUCAGCCCUUCUAGAAUUCUGAAGGGGCAGCUGAGGGAAUGAAUGUUAAUAAUCACUGUAAGAACUAUGUAUUUUCCUGACUGAAAAGAACUAAAUGCUUUACAACAGAGGUAAGUAUCAUUAUCUUCAAUUUACAGUGGGGAAGCUGAGACACAGAGUGGGGACGUGUGCCUACUUCAUGUUAAAGUAGUCCUACUUGAAAUGGGACAACCUCAAUGCGAACUAGGUACCUUUUCCUUUCUCACCACCAGGAUCUACCCAGGGCAGUUAAAACGCAGCACUUUAGCAUGCUGUACAAUUUACACCCCCUGUAGUCUGCACUGCUGCCGUGUAGACAACCUCUAAGAAAGCUAAGAGCACCAUUCUGCAAGGGGCUGAGAACCUUCCAUUCCCAUUGACUUCAGAGGCUGUUGCCAGGCUUAAGCCAUAUGUGAGAGAAUACAAGUGUUUAUAACAGAAACAUCUUGCCUAUACUUCAGCUACUAAAAACAGCUACAGUAUAGUGCAGGGGGGUUAAGUAAUGGCUGUGAUAGGAAAAAUAAAUGAAUUGCUUGACUGGUCUGUUUUUAAAAUCUCGAGUAGAAAACAAAUAGAUUGUGGUGAUUACCUUUCCCUGGUACCAUGGUGUAAAUGAUCCAAGUUCAAUAAUGGUUCCCUUAGCAAAGGAACAAAGGGGAGGGUUACUUGAAUGCCUAAAUGAAAAUGGAAAAUAAUAUCUGAACCUCAUUCCUGUACAGUAUCUUGUUAGUAAUAGUAAUAUUUCAAAAUCAAUAUGUGCCUCCUUCCUAUGGAUGUUGAAAGUGUAUCUAACCAAUUCAGUUAAAUUAAUUUUCUUACAAACAAUCAAAGAUAGAAGUAGGUUGGCUGGUCAAGUUGGCUAGUUCAAGGUUUUCAAUGUAAAAGCAACUUUGUUAUUUAGCAUUUGGGGUUUUUUUGUCUUCUGCUCAUAAAUUAGAGCUCCUGUCCAGCUAACAGAGCAAAGACUAAUAGUCUUUGCAUAUUUCUAGUUCCAUACAAAAUACUUUAGACUAGCUCUCUUUUGGGGGGGUGGGGUAGCAGGGGAAAUGUUAAGUUGGAAUUUCUGUGGCAUAGAACUUAGAGGGGGAAGGCCAAAGGAAUCUGUAUUUAACUGAAACGGAGAUUGAUAGUGUGAAUUCAUUUAUUCCUUAGACUGCCACAUGGCAAAGGCAAAAGAGCUCCAUAUCAAAUGCUGCCCCUUUUCAUAUUUUCAUUUGAUGAAGAAGUACAGCAAUUGGGUGUUGAUAGCCCUUGGCCUACAUAACUUUUUUUGGAGCAAAUUAAUUUUUGAGAACAAACUGGGAACCUGUUAACACAAGUCAGAAAUAAUUCUAAUGGGUGUCUGUUCCCAAGAAUAGAUGUGUAAUGCAUGCAUAGCCCAAUGAUCCAUGAAAUCUAGAGGAUGAAAAUCCCACUCAGUUAUUUGCAGAUAUUUUCAAACAUUCUUCUGUAAACACACAUGAACCAUUCCAUCUGCAAUUCAUUUUGGAAAAAAUCCUAAUGUUUAAUCUUUGAUGGAAGGUCUUUUCCUUUAACCCAUAUACUCGCUCAUUGCUUUAUACGGGGGGUAGCAAUCGUUUAAAGUAGUUUCUAUAUAUUCUAUUAGGUCAGGGGUUCCCAAACUUGGUUCACAGCUUGUUCAGGGUAAGCCCCUGGCAGGUCAUGAGAUGCUUUCUUUACCUGAACAUCUGCAGGUAUGGCUGCUCCCAGCUCCCAGUGGCCACAGUUCCAGACAGUGGAAAGGGGCAUUUUUGUUAUAUACUGUACAAGCAGCUGAAUUUCUGCGUGCUGAGGAAACAAAAUAGCCAUGCAGCGUAUAUCCAGCUGAACCCAGCCGUGAGCUGUGCGUUGACUGUUGUUCCAAACUAUUUUAGGAGUUUUGGGAAACUGCCACAUGAUCA
Chelonoidis abingdonii (Abingdon island giant tortoise) is the source of this 2448-nucleotide messenger RNA. NCBI's taxonomy places the organism in Eukaryota, Metazoa, Chordata, Testudines, Testudinidae. The record is from RefSeq and is a predicted model, not a curated record.